Molecule: messenger RNA, 240 nt
Organism: Iphiclides podalirius (scarce swallowtail)
Lineage: Eukaryota; Metazoa; Arthropoda; Insecta; Lepidoptera; Papilionidae
Source: the annotation of a GenBank genome assembly
AUGAACUCCUCGCGCGGGAACAGCGCGAAUAAUGGAGACGCAAGCGUGAUACUCCACUUCGAACGGCAACAAUACGGCGCGUGGCAUUCACGUAAAACUGCGACCUUUCCGCUAAUUGGUUCGCCAGAGAAUUGGGUCAGCUGCACUCCGGUGGCGAGAGCUGGCUGGCGUUAUUCCCCAACAAUGGCCGCCGCGCCAUUGUCGUUGAAUAUGACAUUCGGGCUCACGGCGCGAGCCGAA